Molecule: messenger RNA, 1236 nt
Organism: Aspergillus affinis
Lineage: Eukaryota; Fungi; Ascomycota; Eurotiomycetes; Eurotiales; Aspergillaceae
Product: NAD(P)/FAD-dependent oxidoreductase
Exons: 1
Coding region: 1-1236 (411 amino acids)
Cellular component (GO): cytoplasm
Molecular function (GO): flavin adenine dinucleotide binding; electron-transferring-flavoprotein dehydrogenase activity
Source: RefSeq, a predicted model, not a curated record
AUGUCAACGCAUCUUAAGAAUAUCGUGGUCUUGGGCGGCUCGUUCGGUGGUAUCUCCACUGCCCAUUAUGUCCUUAAACACGUCAUCCCUCAAUUACCCGACCAGGAAACGCAUCAGGUCAUCCUGGUCAGCCCUUCAGCAACCGCCAUCUGUCGACCCGGCUGUCCUCGCGCAAUGAUUGCCGAUGACUUGAUUGCGCAGGAUCAAUUCUUCAUCGACAUCCCCACGUCCUUUGAGCAGUACCCCAGUGAGAACUUUCGCUUUGUACAUGGCACGGCGACAGGCGUCGAUCAUGACAGUCGAAAUGUCACCAUCGAUCUGGUAGAUGGGAAUGCGGAGACGAUCGACUAUCACGCUCUGGUCGUCGCGACCGGCGCAUCCACUCGUUCACCACUGAUCACCCUGCUCCAGGACGACAAAUACCUGCGCCAAAACUGGGCCAGUCUGCGGGCAGCGCUUCCGUCUGCCAAGAGCAUCGUUAUCGCUGGUGGAGGUCCUACCGGUGUCGAGGUCGCCGGCGAAUUGGGCGAGUAUCUGAACGGUCGGGCAGGCUGGUUUCGCUGCAAACUCGAGAACCCAAAAGUCCCUGUCACGGUGGUGACAUCGGCCUCGCAAGUUCUUCCCGACAUGACUCCUGGGAAUGCAGCGAAGGCCGAGGAUUUCCUGGCUCGGGUGGGCGUGACCGUGACCAAGAACACCCGAGUGGAAACAGUGACCCCAGCCGACGCCGGCACCGAAACUGCAGUUGUGACCAAAACGACCGUAUCUCUCGACAACGGGGAGACGCUCGAAGCCGACAUCUUCAUCCCCGCGAUGGGAACAGUGCCCAACACGAGCUUCUUGUCUAAAUCUCUCCUGACGUCCGACGGCCGGGUCGAGACAAAUACAUCAACGUUGCGAGUGGAUAAAGCCGGCCCGCGUGUCUAUGGCAUCGGCGACGCCUCGUCAUUUGGCAAGCCGUCGGUUCACAAUAUCAUCGAGGCUAUUCCCGUUCUUGGCGCCAACAUCAAACGCGAUCUUCUUCUUGCUUCGGGAAAGACCGAGACCGAAGUUGGGGACGAUAGGAUUUUUAAAGAGAACACUAGAGUAUCGCAGCUUGUACCGAUCGGGCAAAACAAGGGAGUUGGGAUGGCCUUCGGGUAUACUCUGCCCAGCUCGGUGGUGUGGGCAAUCAAAGGCCGAGACUACUGGGCUUCGAUGCUGCUCAAGUUGUGGAAUGGGAAACAGUGGGAUUAG